GUAACCAAGAAUGAUGGCCCCAGUGUCCAAAGUCAACAAUGGGGGGACUGAGUCAAGAGGGGACAAAUGUUAUUAAGUUACUUGUGACGGACACACCCUCUUCUCUUACCGUCGGCUGCCGCCCAUCGACACUCUUCCUGGAGCAGACAGCAGCCCCAAACAAAUUGUAAAGAUGAGCUAUCCAGGUUACCCUGCCCAGUCCGGCGGCUACCCACCGCAAGCGGGCGGCUACCCACCGCAAGCGGGCGGCUACCCUCCACAAGCGGGCGGCUACCCGCCCCAAGCCGGGGGAUACCCACCCCAGGCCGGGGGUUACCCUCCUGCACCUGGCGGUUACCCGCCCCAAGCGGGUGGCUACCCUCCACAAGCGGGUGGUUACCCACAACAGGCUGGGGGUUACCCUCCCGCGGCGGGCGGUUACCCAACAGCAGGAGGUGGCUACCCUCCCCAAGGAGGCGGAUACCCUUCUCAAGCGGGCGGCUACCCUCCUCAGGCUGGAGGCUUUCCACCUCAGGCUGGAGGUUACCAACCACAGCCUGGAGCAGGAGGAUAUCCAUCCAUGCCUCAAUCAGGUGGCUGGGGGGCGGCACCAGGGGGCUACGGUGCUCCAGGAGGGGCUCCUCAGGGAUACCAAGGGGGGCCUGCGCCAGGCCAGCAACCCAUGCCUAACUACCCCAGUGGGGGCCCAGCCACCAACCCCUCAAUGCCAGUGUAUGGAAGCGGAGUUUCACCCAACCCUCAGGCACCCGCCAUACCUAAAGGCUACAGAGGAUCUAUUAAGGACUUCCCUGGAGCCGAUCCGUUGAGGGAUGUGGAGGUUCUUCGCAAAGCAAUGAAAGGUUUUGGCACCGAUGAAAACGCCAUCAUUGAGCUUUUGGGAAGCCGUACCAACAAGCAGAGGGUUCCCAUGGUAGCAGCCUACAAGACAACUUAUGGGAAGGAUUUAGCCCACGAUCUAAAGUCUGAGCUGACAGGAAACUUUGAAAAUCUUGUUCUUUCGAUGUUGAUGAGCCCCCCGCGCUUUGAUGCGUCUGAGCUCAGAGAAGCUAUAAAGGGAGCAGGAACAGACGAGGCUUGUCUUAUCGAAAUCCUCUCCUCUCGCUCUAACGCGGAGAUUCGUGAAAUGUCUUCUAUUUACAAGUCUGAGUACGGGAAAUCCCUGGAAGAUGCCAUCAGCAGUGACACCUCCGGCCACUUCCGCAGGCUACUGGUUUCCCUCAGCCAGGGCAAUCGCGACGAAAGGGAAACUGUUGACAUAUCCCUCGCCAAACAGGAUGCUCAGAAACUGUACGCGGCCGGCGAGAACAAAGUUGGCACCGAUGAGUCCCAGUUCAACGCCAUCUUGUGCGCUCGCAGCAAGCCUCACCUGCGGGCAGUCUUCCAGGAGUACCAGCAGAUGUGCGGUCGGGACAUCGAGAAGAGCAUCUGCAGGGAAAUGUCUGGCAAUGUGGAGUCUGGCAUGGUGGCUGUUGUGAAAUGCAUCAAGAACACCCCUGCCUACUUUGCUGAGCGCCUCCACAAGGCCAUGCAGGGCGCCGGGACUAAGGACAGAACACUCAUCCGCAUCAUGGUCUCCCGCUCCGAGGUGGACAUGCUAGACAUCAGACAAGCUUAUGUGAAGACCUACGGGAAGUCCCUGUACACUCACAUCUCAGGCGACACCUCCGGGGACUACAAGAAGCUGCUGUUGAAGCUCUGUGGAGGCAGCGACUAAAAUGGACAAGUCACAGGUCCACACAAUGUACUAUAUGUGUAGGAAAAUAUCACCUCUGAUGCAUGUAGACUACCUACAGUAAGUGUGUUUUACUCGUGCAUCUGUGUUUUCGCUAAUGCUUGCCAACUAGCCUAGACUUCCACGCCAUAGAAGACAUUUUUACCAAAAAAAAAAAAAAGAGUGCAUGCCUGAAAUUUCAUGCAAAAUUAAGUACUUAAUCACUAUGUUGUCAAAUUUAGAAAAUGAAUGUCUAACACUGUGGGGCCCCAUAUUAACACUUUAUAGCUAUAUCAUAUAAGAAUAUAUAAACAAUAUAUGUAUAAAAUGUUAGCUUUAUGUAGGUACAAGUUUUAAUGAUAUUGAAAUAUUAGUAUUGCUAACCAGGAAAAAGAUUAAUACAAUUUAUCCUCAAAUAGUACUCAACAGUCGUUUUGGUUGUUGAAAAUUAUUUUAUUUCGUUAGACCAACCGGAUAAGGAAAAAAAAGAGAUAAAUUGUUAAAUAAUACAAACAAAAUAAACAUUGGCAACGUCUCAGGGCCGUGCAGCAAGUGCCAACCCGAAUAGGUGAACAAAAAAACAGCUUACAUCUCACUUUGUUAAGAUUA
This is a messenger RNA of Nerophis ophidion (straightnose pipefish), 2320 nucleotides long. RefSeq names its product annexin A11b (gene anxa11b). The coding region runs from base 173 to 1714 and encodes 513 amino acids. Gene Ontology annotation, molecular function: calcium ion binding; calcium-dependent phospholipid binding. The record is from RefSeq and is a predicted model, not a curated record. Gene Ontology annotation, biological process: cytokinetic process; phagocytosis. Gene Ontology annotation, cellular component: cytoplasm. The transcript is spliced from 15 exons. Lineage: Eukaryota; Metazoa; Chordata; Actinopteri; Syngnathiformes; Syngnathidae.